This is a messenger RNA of Bursaphelenchus okinawaensis, 1138 nucleotides long. Lineage: Eukaryota; Metazoa; Nematoda; Chromadorea; Rhabditida; Aphelenchoididae. The record is from the annotation of a GenBank genome assembly.
AUGGAUCUCAAUAUGUUAUCAUGCUUCCAACCCCAACUUCAACCCACCUCUUUGGCAGCAUUAAAGGAGUUUGGCAAUAAAUUAAUGGUAGAAGGAAUUUCACAUUCAGCUCAAUGUUCAACAUCAGAUUGUCCCGACGCUAACUGUGGUAUCAGUAAAGAAUUGAUAAGUCACCUGGGCCAUUGUAUAGAAUCUCCUCACAGUUGUGACAAAUGUGAGCAAGUGGUACAGGCUUUUAAUCAGCACGCUUUGACAUGCAAAAGUAGGACGUGCGAAGUAGGGAGUUUAACUGUUAAUAGUUAGUUUUUUGUUUAAACAAGUCGAAAUGAAAACGGUAUUUUACAAAAACUGUUUUUCGACCAUUGGAACAUUCUACGCUGCCUUACCCCACCCUACCGUACCCUACCCUACAUUACUCUACCCUACCCUAUCCUACCCGACCCUAUCAUGCCUAAUUAUACCGUACCCUGCCUUGCCUUACCCCACCCUGCCUUAUUCUACUCUGUCUUAUCAUAUGUUGUCUUACCUUACUUUACCAAUCUUUUAUGACAACCAUACACUGGUCUUACCGUUACUUUUCGUACCGUACCAUCCUUUACUUAGCUUCUAUUUUAACCUACUCUUUGCCGUGUCUCGACGAAGAUGAGCUACAAGCCCUUGUUGAUACAAAAUGAAAACGUUGCUUUAUAAAAGGCUUACCUCAUCGUUUCUUUACUUUUACUUUACUUUUGCCCAACUAUUAGGCUGAACCAAAAGUAGCGGAACAUUCCAUUUAUUUUUCAACUGAAAAGUGUCCCGCUACUUUUGAUUCAACCUCAUUGUACCUACUCUCGUUCUUACUGUACUCCUUACGUACUCAUCCACCAUAGCCUGGAUUUACCUUUACCCUCCUAUAAGAAUUUGAAAUGUGCGACUACCUUUGCUAUUUCUUAACUUAAAAAUCUUUCAGGUCCCACCCUGCCGUGAGAUCCGCCGAUGGCAACGAGCGAUGCGGAAGUUUAUGUAUGAACGAGUGCGACUCAUUGUGAAUGAAUCCUUGGCUGAUCUACAAGCUUCAGAUGACAAAACCGAGUAUAAUACUUCGAAUUCUAGCACGACAUCCGGAUACUCAUCAGCAUCGUCAUCUAUGUUCAAAUAA